CAUGUAAGGUCAUUUGCGAUAAGAUUGAAGUACCUAUCAAAAUUAAUUCUUAUAUGGUUGCAAUUACAAAUAUUUGUUUAUUGACCAAAGUCCGUUCUUUAAAUAAUUUUAAUUGUUUUUUAGUAUCUUUUGAAAAAUAUGUUGUGUCGCGUAAAAAGACCGAUAGCCAUUUGGCCCAAAACAAUACGAUAAGACUUCAUUAUAAGUAUAAAUUGGCAUUGUAUUUUAACAUCAGUUAUUUAAUGUCAGAAACCACGAUGGAUGACGCCGAGUUAUAUAACAAAUAUCAUAGAAUACAAGCUGAAGAAGCUACUUUUGUAUUAGAAAAUGAUAUAAAAUCAAUUAAAUGGAAAAGUGGUGACUCUAUAUUGGACGUAGGAACUGCUACGGGUGAAGUGACCGCGCAAGUGUUAGCUCCACUACUUCCACACGACUUUGAGAAACUUGUAGGAUUGGAUAUUUCACCGGAGAUGAUAAAUCUGGCAAAGGAACAAAACAAAAAUCCGAAAAUAGAUUUUAUUGUAUGCGAUAUAGCAUCUGAAAAUAUUACGAAAACGAUAGAUGAAAAAUUCGAUCACAUAUUCUCGUUCUUUUGUUUGAACUGGGUUCAAAAUCAAAAACAAACUGUGAAGAAUAUGUACAAUCUGCUGAAGCCAGGCGGUGAUAUGCUAUUGGCUAUAUCUACAAAAUCAACGAUUUUUGAUAUUUAUGAAUCGAUGGCCAGCUACCCGAAAUGGAGCAAAUUUUUGACGAACACCGAGGAAUAUAUAUCGCCAUAUAACCAUUGCACUGAUCCUGAAACUGUUUAUAAAAACAUGCUUUUAGAUGAAGGUUUCGAGGUAAAACAUUGUCGAGUACUGCAGAGAUUUAUGAUAUUCUCCGAUUUAUCAGAACUGAGAAAUACACUUCUAGCGGUAAAUCCAUUUGUUAAUAAAUUACCGGAAGAUUUGCAAUCCACCUACGUCGAAGAUUAUAUGAAAGAAUUGUACAAUUUUAACUAUUUCCAACGUUUGGAAAGUGGUGAAAUAGUAUUAAAGAUACCUCAUAGAAUAUGCACAGUUCUGGCUUUUAAACCAUAAUAUGU
Messenger RNA from Nicrophorus vespilloides, 1084 nucleotides. RefSeq names its product juvenile hormone acid O-methyltransferase-like. NCBI's taxonomy places the organism in Eukaryota, Metazoa, Arthropoda, Insecta, Coleoptera, Silphidae. The transcript has a single exon. The record is from RefSeq and is a predicted model, not a curated record. Bases 54 to 1079 code for a protein of 341 amino acids. Gene Ontology annotation, molecular function: S-adenosylmethionine-dependent methyltransferase activity.